Molecule: messenger RNA, 2350 nt
Organism: Paramecium pentaurelia
Lineage: Eukaryota; Ciliophora; Oligohymenophorea; Peniculida; Parameciidae
Source: the annotation of a GenBank genome assembly
AUGUUAGAUAAUCGUGCAUCAUAUUUCAAUAUUUAGGGGAAUAAAGCUAGCAUUAAUUUUAAUGUUAAAUUGUUUUAAUCAAUGAAAUCUAAAGGAUAGAUUAUAAAAUCAAAAUCAAAAGAGCCUAUAAGGGGAUAAUUAAGAACUUUAAAGAAAUUGGAAGAUAACAUUGAUGAACCAUAAAUGUAAUAAAGAGCUUUAACAACAUAAAAGAAAUUAGCACCAUUGAUAGAUGAGCCUUAAUAAAAGAAUGAGGAUCUAAAUUUACUGCGAUACAAUUUAAUUCAAUUAUUGGUUUUGAUGGGAAAAAAAGAAUAUUAUUUUGAUAAAAUAGUGAAAGAUGAUUUAAAAUUAAUAAGAGGUUCUACUCAAUCUAAGGAGAAUCCAGAAGAACAUCUUUAAAAAAUUAAGAAAUUUUUAAGUAAUAAAGUUCGUUACAAGUAUAGAAGCACAUUUAAAAUGCUAUGUAUAAAAUUAUAAAUAUUUGAAAGUGUAAAUUUAACUUGAAUUAUUAAAAUACACUCCAAAAAAGAAAUCUGUAGCUAUAAAAAAUAGUUAAAAAGAAUUUGAAUAUGAUGAAGAAGAUGAAACCCCUAAAAAGAAAAAAAUAAGUGCAAGAGGAAUAUAAGAUUAUCCAACAUGGAAAAGAAAAAAUAAUGUAGCACCAAAUCAAAAGGUAUUUAUAAUAACUAGUGGAUAUCAUGCACUUAGAGAUGCAUUGCUAGAAAGAAAUUGGGCAGAAAAUGAAGAUGCUUAUAGUCCAUUCUUUGAUUUAAAAUGGACUUGUAGUUUAAGAAGUGAUGAUUUUAUUAAUCUGAUGGAAUUUCAAUAAAUUAACCAUUUUGAUUGUAAUUAAUGUUUAUGUUCAAAAUAUGGAUUGGCCAGAAAUAUCAGAUGCAUCAAUAAUUGGGAAUCAUUCUUUCCUAGAUGUUACGAUCUUGGUGAUUUAGUUGAUUUUUCAGACUUUAUUGAAGAUUUCAAAAUAUCAAAAAUCCAUAGUAUAUUAUUAGAUUUUGAUCAAAGUGUUUCAAAUUAAACUUAAAAUAAAACGAUUACUGAACCUGAAGAUGAUGAAUAAUAUAAUAAUAAUAAUAAUAAUAAUAAUAAUAAUAAUAAUAAUAAUAAUAAUAAUAAUAAUAAUAAUAAUAAUAAUAAUAAUAAUAAUAAUAAUAAUAAUAAUUAAGUAGAUGACUAAAAUAAUAAUAUUACAUUAAAACAAGAAUUAUAUUAAAAUAAUAAUAUCAAACUAGAUGAAUAAAAUAAUACUAUUAGAAAUAAAGAAGAAAAAUAACAACCUUUCAUUAUUAAUUAAUUAUCUUAUAGAUAAAGAUUUAAAAUUAGACUUUGUUUAGUUGUUAUGAAUCGAGUUAAUAAAUCUUUAAGUAACAUGGUCAAAAGCAUUCUUAAAGAUGAAUUUCCAUUUAUUCAUCCUGGAGAAUGGAUUGUUCUUUCAAAAGACCCUGAAAAACCUAAAGAAAUAUUAAUAUAGGAUUAUUUAGAAUAAUAAUUAAAACUAAAUGGAUAUGAAGAUUAUGAAGGUGUUUAAUUUGUAUAAAAGUAUGUUCCUUAAAUUAAAGAAUUACUUAAAUAAUUAAGUAAAAAUCCUUAAAAUUCUCUAUAAGGAACAAGAAAUAUUUGGAUUGUUAAACCUGAAUACUCCUCAAGAGGUAGAGGUAUCAGAUGUCUAGAUGAUUUAUAUCAAAUUUUGGAUAAUGUAAAUAAGGAAACUAUGAAUUAUGUUGCUAUGAAGUAUAUAGAAAACCCUUUGAUUAUUAAAAAUCGUAAAUUUGAUAUAAGAUAAUGGAUAUUAGUAACUGAAUUAGUACCAUUAAAAAUAUAUUUCUAUAAUGAGUGUUAUGUGAGGUUUUCAGCUGAAGAAUUUGAUAUUGAUUAGUUUCAUAAUAGAUUUGCCCAUCUUACCAACAAUGCUAUUGCAAAAUAUUCAUAAAAAUUUCAUAAGUCAGAAAUUAAAGGUAAUAUGUGGACUUAAGAUGAUUUUUAAUAGUAUUUAAUAGAAGAGUUUGGUUGGGAUGUCUUUGCAGAAAAAAUACAACCAAAAUUUAAGGAAAUUGUUAUUAAUAGUUUAAGAUGUUGUAGUGAUCAAUUAAAAAAUAGGAAACGUUCAUUUGAAGUUUAUGGAUACGAUUUUAUGAUUGAUGAUUAAUUUAAUUCUUGGUUAAUAGAAGUUAAUAUGUCACCUUCUAGUGAUACAACAACUCCUGUCACUGCAUAAAUUAUACCUAAAAUGUUAGAAGAUAUUGUUAAAGUAGUUGUAGAUAAUUAAAAUAAAACUAAAAAGAAAAUAGGUGGAUUCUAAUUGAUAUAUAAUAGUGAUACUAAAUUAUUAUGA